CAGUGUUGCUUCCUGAAAGAAUGAGAGAAUCGGCAUCUUUUGUGCUUGUUUUCCUUUUCAAGGAGGUCAGCACAAACAAUUCCUCUUGGAGCUUUUUAGUUUUCCAUUACAGCUCUGCUUUAAGUACCACGCUUGCAAAACUGUUCACCCCUCUUCUGUCGUCUUCACUCGAGAAAAAAAGAGUUCCCUUCCAUCUGCUGCAGUUUUUGAGCAGUGAUUUUUUUUGAUAGUGGUGCUUGGACAACAGCAGAGCUCUGCCUUUCCUACCUUUGGGGGAUUUUAUGGAGUAACUUCCCAGUCAUCUUGCAUAGCAUUGCCCUAUCUCUCUGAACCAAAGGUAGGCUGCUGGCUUUGUUUCUCUGCUCAAGUGAUUUAGAUAAUAGAGGAGUCUAAAGAAAAUGCCUCCAGCUACUUUAAAAGAUUAAAAAUAUGUUAGGUCAAAAAAGGGAGAGCAGGAAAGCGAGGUUGACUGUGAGUUCUGUGCUGGCAUUGUCAGGCUCCAGUGUUCAGAGGAACAGAACAGUCCAGGUGGUGUCCAGUUGGAAAGCCUGGAUGAGAUGCUUUGUCUCACUGGAGGAUGUCUUCCCCUCUGCCAUAGCAGCAGAGAGGGCAUAAAUAAGCUUUGCAACUUGUUAGGGUAAAUAAGGGAAGCUCACAUUGUCUUGCUAGAGGUGGCAUGGACUACAGACAGCAGUGGUGAAGUAAACAUGUUCAGACAAUAAGCUUAGAUGCUCCUUGUCCUAUCACUAGAAUUCCUGAUGAAGAGUCCCUCUCCAGCUUCAUCUCAGACUACAUCAGUGUGAGUCUGUUUGCUAAAAGCAUUUUAGUACCACUCCAGUCCACUUCAGUCUCUUCACAUUGUUCAUGUCCAGAUCAGGCUUUUCACUGAAGUUCAUCUGUUAAAAACUUAAACCUGCUUCAUCUUCCUCCGGGGUGUUUUCCUGUAUUCUCUCUCUGGCAAGAUGUUUCUCCCAGUGGCCAAAACCAUCGUGCCCUCAGCUUGCUCUCUUUGGCAAAACCCUUCUUCCCUCAGUCUGGCGUUGCAAAGGGCUGCUGAGAGGCGUCAUGUUCUCUCCUAGGAGCCCCCAUUUUUCCCCUCCUUCCCUGGAAGCAUCUGCUGCUAUCCAGGAAGAUGAGGGGACUUAGGUGGAGAACAAGGAGUAGAAUAUUUCAGGUGGAAGUGACCUAGAGUGACCAUCUAGUCCACAGCAGGCACCUUGGUCUCCUGCAUUUCAGGAAGCUUCUUUGGCAAUCCCAUCUCAGUGCCAUCUUUUAUCUGUCCCUGCCAGGUGAGGACUUGCCUCUUCUGCUCUCCUGAGGCUCCUGUCCAGCAAGGACAUUGCUCUCUCAGCUCUGGGAUUCGGUGUGUUCAUCCUGACAGAGCUCUCCUUGUUCAAGGGUCAAGUUUAGUAGCCCAGGUGUGUCACACCUCUAAACAUGGAGCUCUGCUGGCUUCUCUCCUAAAAGUUGCUCUACUGACAGAGCUAUUCCACCUCCUCCUCCAUUAUGAUGAUCAUUCUGGAAGGGGAUGGAAAACAGCAGGAUUCUGUAUGGUUGAAUGAGAAAACUGACAUAAGGCGAUGUGUACCAGAGCUAAUCUAUAAUUCAUCACGAUCAUUCAGGGCUUUUAGAAAGCGGAGGAGAGCGAGGCGAGGGAGCCCCGAGAAAGGGUAUGAAGGCCCUGCACGUGGCUGCAGCCAGCGAGGGCUGUCACUUCCGAUGAGCAACGGGCGGGCGGUGCCAGGCCACCAGGGAGAGCCGGGCCCCUUGUACCUGCUGCUGAGGAGGGGCUGCCUUUGCAGAUGACUAGAAGCAACUACGGUGCUGACAUCUCAUUAUUUCCAGCUUUGUUGCUCGCUUUCCGGUCGCUGCUAAUGUACCGGGCCCAAAUUCCUUUGUGCGUUACUGCCUCGGGGGCCUCUGGCAGCUCCUGCUUCUGGGGGAGCGUGUCCAGUUGAACUGAGAGCUGGUUUAGACUGGCAAGGCUAAGGAGGAACAGCCAUCAGGGAGAGGAGGGCUCGGAUCCCUCUCUUCUGGUGCUGGCCUUUUACUGCUGGCAGAGUCAGCGAUAUGGCAAAGCAGGUGGUCUGGGACUCGAUCUCCUUGGACGGGGAGAGAGGACCUGCUUCGACACUGCUGCUCAGGUCUGCCAUUCCAGCUCGUAGAUGCGUUCCUGACUGUGUCGGUGUUGUCAGCCCUGCGCAGGCUCUCUGGACACAUCUCCGGGGAAGAUUGGCAGCUCCCCAGAAGAAAGGGCUUGCCUGGACACAGCAGGGCUCCCGACAGGAAGGCGGCCUGGCCUCUUCGUCAUGCUGGUAUUGCAUAGCUGUAGCUGUUCUCUUCCCAAAUGAGUUCUCUUCCCCUCCCCCAGGAAGGCAAGCUGUUGACUCUCUGCUCAGCCCUAGGGAGGUCACACCUGGACACUGUGUCCAGUUUAGGCCUCUCCCUUUAUUCAGUCCCUCCUCCAUCCCCAGGGAUGCUGGAGCUCCCAGGCUGGUCAGGGCUGGGGGCAGAGGGGCUGGGAGGAGGACUGGGGAGCUGGGACAGCUUGGUGUGGUGAGGAGAUGACUGGGGCUGCAUCCAGUCACAGGUACAGCAAUGUGUGAGGGGCAGUGAGGAGGAUGAUGUGGUCAAACUCUUUUGGCAGCCAUGGCAGAUGACAUAAUAGGAGAAUGUGGGAAGCUUGGCUUGGAUAUUAGGAAAAAAACAGCUGGUGGGGAGAUGUCUCCAUCCACAGAGGGAGGCUUCAAGCAUCACUCAGACAAGACCAGGCUGCCCAGGUCCCUUACUGGCAGCAUUCCUAUAGCGAGAGGGAGGUUGAAUCAGAGACCACCUGCAGCUCCUUUUACUCACAUGCUCCUGUGGGUCUGAGCCCUGGUUCCUUUGGUACUUCCUGGCGUGCUGUAAGAGCAGUUCUUGUGUGUCUCUGGCUUGCUUUCUGUUGCUUUGGCUUGCAGUGUUACUCAACAACUCAGAAAAAACAGCCAUGACUCUGAAAACCCGUCAGUGCUGCUGUGGCUGGAACCACGUGUCAGGCUGCACUGGCCUCUUGGGUUGGACCUUGUGCAGAGUGCAAGCACAGCAGGGGAAAGGGAUGGUUAAGGCAGGAGGUUGUCCUGCCAUUAAGUUAAUUUUUUGACUAUACCUGCACUUCUGGGCUUGCAUCCAAGGCCUGAAGUACUUGCGCAGUUUCUUCCUGCCUCCAUCACUUUGGAUGUGUUCUUUAUUCCCCCUGAGCUGGUUAUUAAUUAUGGAGACUGCAGAGAUGAAAUCCAGGCUCUGCUAAUGGUUGACUUCCUCGUGUUUUAGAAGCAGCGUUUCAGUGACCUGCUAAUGGUAUUUCUUAGCUUUUCUUUUUUAAGCUCCACCAUCAUUUCGGUUUCUGCUCUGAGCGAGGCAGGUAACGGUGUUUAAGUGUUGGCUGGCUCUCUGGGCAGAUCCCAUCUGCAGCACGCUGCUCAUCUCCCUGGGUUGAAAUGUCCUCCUUUUCAUGCUGGCAGGGAGCAUGGAACAGCCUUGCCUGGCAGCAUUCAGGCAGUGCAGUGACCCUUGCUGUGUGACGCCUCUCAGUUUCCCCGAGCUUUAGGAAUCGGGGAGCAAAUCCAUGCUGAGCACUGUGCCGAGCCCCAGCGAUCCUCACAAAGCCACCCACCCCUUCGCUCCUACCCACCAGCUUCCCUCUCAGCCUCUAAAGCUGCCUGGCCAAACCCCAGUGCGAUCUCAUCUUUUCUCUCCCGGCCUUGUUAUUCCUUCUCCCCCUCUCCCAAGGAGGCCCAAGGAGCAGAUGCUGGGCUUGCUCCUCCUCCCUGCCCCAUCCGGGCUGCGGGCGCUGCCGGCCUCGGCGCCGGCUCUGUCUGCCCUUUGCUCUCCCUGGCCAGCCUGGCCUGUCUCCAUUCCCGUGGCAGGAUCCUCUAGUCCCUGUCACUGCUGCCUGGCUGCCUUCACUGCUGCCUGCUCCCCCAGUCCUCUGGGAGCUACAGCUGUCUUUCUCCCGUCCUGUUCCCAUUUCUCCACUGCUCUGAUGUGGGCACUUAGCCCUGUGUUUUUCUUCGUAGACCGUGCCAGGCUGUUCCCUGCCUUCCCUGCUGCUGGUCAGCAAACCUCUGUGCAGGGCUGCAGGGAUGUGCAGGAAGGAGCUGCCUGCAUCCCCUCCUCCCCGAGCUUAGCCUCGGUGUUAGGGAAUGGGGAGGGAAAGACUUGGGAAAGUGGAAACAAUGAGUGUGAAAUCUUCUCGGUUUGGUUUUUCCAGCUCUGCGUGUUCAUAUCCCCCGGGACAUAUCCCUGGUAUCGGAUGGCAGCAAUGGCCUGGGAGUCCCUGAUCCCGUUUUGCAAUCCCCCAGUCUCAGCCAGCAGCUCAGGCCUUCCUGUAAGUGCCCUGAUGGUCACGGGGAAGGAAUGUUCCCCCGACCGCAUGGGGAAAGGUCACCACGGGCAAAGGGGACGCUGGGACUGGGCCGAUGAGGGCAGCGCUGAUCAGCACGGAGCCAAAAACAUUCUGGCUUACAGGGGAAAUGGGAGAAAAAAAAAAGCAUUUCUAGAGGUUAAAUAUUUUGGGCAAGGCCCCACUUCCUUUCACAGGGCACAUCUCAGAGCAGAUGCAGUGCCCAGGCCAAGUCCAGGAGGAUGUGUGUCUCUGUGUGUGUGUGUGUGUGUGUGUGUGUGUGUGUGUGUGUGUGUGCGUGUGUGUGUUUGAUCGCUCUCUUAGCUGGAGGAUGUUUGCUGCUGAAUCUGCUCCCACAAACAGCUGUGUGUCCGCUCAAGUACUGCCUGGGACGGAGGUUUUGGCCAGUUAUUGCUGCUCAGAGCAGCCCUUGGGCUGAGCAGCAUGUUGUGGCUCCCUUCCCUUCCUACCCUGUGCCUGCCAACAAACCUCUCCCCUGGAUGCAACUCGGAAGGAAAGCUGUGACUCGUGGUGGCUGUGGCCACAGUGGGAUUAACAUCCAAUAUUAAGGGCUUAACUCAUCCCUGCCAGCCAGAGGUUCCAAAUAACUGCCAUGCCUUCUGCCUGUUCCUUCCACCCUGGAGUUUGUAGCUGCCUUGGCUUAGCUGGAGCUCGCUCCUGGCACUUUGUUCUGAGAGCCUGGCUUGUUGGCUGAGGCUCCUGGGGAUGCUGGUCUCAUUUAUUGGGGCGGGGGCGGAGCGGAGAAAGGAGGAGGAAUUUCUAGGUUGGGCUUAUGAACCCGAGUUUUUCAAAAUUCCCAGCAUGUUAAAAAAAAUACAAAGCUAAUCUGGCCCUUCGUCUCUAGGUUACGUUUGCCUGGGCCGGGGCUGAGCUCAUGGAAAAUUGCAGCUUAGCUCCUGUGCUCCCUGCCAAGAUUAGUAGGUUUAAAAACUAACUGAUAACAUCUUUGUAAACUUGGAGUCAUUUCUCUAAAGCCUGCUGAUCCUUCCAGCCUGGAUUUUGGAGCUUUUCUAGAGAUCCAAGAGAGCCAAGCAGGGUGAUGGUAUCUGCCCCGAAAAAUCACCCUGGAGCAUCAGAGUGUCUUCAAAUACCCCGAGGGAGGAAGGAGGCUGCU
Messenger RNA from Myiozetetes cayanensis, 5516 nucleotides. RefSeq lists its product as uncharacterized. The record is from RefSeq and is a predicted model, not a curated record. The transcript has 2 exons. Bases 3605 to 4693 code for a protein of 362 amino acids. NCBI's taxonomy places the organism in Eukaryota, Metazoa, Chordata, Aves, Passeriformes, Tyrannidae.